CAGCGGCAGCGGCAGGCGCUGCCCGUGUACCGGCUGCAGGCGCGGCUGACGAGCGAGAUCAGCUCGCGGCCCACGCUCGUGCUGAUCGGCGAGACCGGCAGCGGCAAGACCACCCAGGUGCCGCAGUUCUGCCACCAGGCCGGGCUCACCAAGACCGCCAUGGUCGCCGUGACCCAGCCGCGGCGGGUAGCUGCUAUGAGCCUCGCCCAGCGCGUGGCCGAUGAGAUGGCCUGCACGGUCGGCCAGAAGGUCGGCUACGCGGUCCGCUUCGAGGACUGCACGUCCACGCAGACGAAGAUCAAGUACAUGACGGACGGCAUGCUGCUGCGGGAGGCCAUGUCGGACCACCUGCUGCGCCGCUACUCGUGCGUCAUACUGGACGAAGCGCACGAGCGCACCGUGCACACGGACGUGCUGUUCGGCAUCGUGAAGAAGGUGCAGAAGAUCCGCCGCGUCAAACAGCUGCCCGAGCUCAAGAUUAUCGUCAUGUCGGCUACGAUGGACGUGGACCACUUCAGCCGCUACUUCAACAGCGCACCCGUCAUCUACCUACAGGGGCGCCAGUUCCCCGUGCAGGUGUACUACGCCAAGCAGAAGCAGGAGGACCCGGUGUUCGCGUCGCUGGUGUCGGUGGUGCAGCUGCACCAGACGGCGCCGCCCAACCAGGACGUGCUGGUCUUCCUCACCGGUCAGCAGGAGAUCCAGGCCAUGGUCAAGAACCUGCGCGACGUCAACAAGGACCUGACUGGCUGCUGUCGGCUGCGCGUGCUGCCGCUGUACGCGAACCUGCCGGUCAAGCAGAUGGAGGUGUUCCAGCCGACGCCGCCCGGCCAGCGGAAGGUGAUUGUCAGCACCAACGUGGCCGAGACCUCCGUCACCCUGCCCAACAUCAAGUUCGUCGUCGACAGCGGCCUGGUGAAGGCCAGGUGA
Messenger RNA from Pollicipes pollicipes, 930 nucleotides. Its product is annotated as ATP-dependent RNA helicase DHX33-like. Gene Ontology annotation, cellular component: nucleolus; intracellular anatomical structure. Gene Ontology annotation, biological process: positive regulation of transcription by RNA polymerase I. The record is from RefSeq and is a predicted model, not a curated record. Gene Ontology annotation, molecular function: double-stranded RNA binding; helicase activity; ATP binding. Lineage: Eukaryota; Metazoa; Arthropoda; Thecostraca; Pollicipedomorpha; Pollicipedidae.